UAAACUCUUACACAUUAGAGACAUUGCACACACAGUGUCAGGUAUCGCAAGGUUUCACCAGUGGAGUAUGACACAUCGGAAGUUCUGAAAUGACAUGCUGAACCGAAACUGAAGUGCUUUAAAAUAAUAGAUGAGACAAUUAUACAUUGAAGAUACCAGGAAAAACUAGACUCUAUUAAAAAAGGCAGAGGAUGGAAGGCGGAAGUUCGUUCAGCCGAAGGUCGUGGGCGUCGCAGUCUUUACGCGUCACUGCCAGGGAGCUCUCAUUGGUCAGCACGCGAGGCAAGACCAACGCCAUCGCAGAGCGCUUCUCCAAGUACCAAAGAGCUGCUGAGGAGUCUAAUGCAGAGAAGAAGAAAGCAUCGGUGGAGAGCCUGCAUCCCACCCUGCGUUCAGGGAACCUGAGUGUUCUGAAGAAGCGCUGGGAGCAGCCAGGUCCUCGCCAAGACAGACCUGCCCCGCUAUCCAACGGGCCACCCCGUGCCCGCCUCUCCCCCUCUGCCGUACCAAAACCAACCCCCCUGACCGAGCACUUUCCCCCAGCCAAGUCUCCGGAAUCCUUGAACACUCAGGGUGGUCAAAGCACAGCCUUCAGCCGCUUCCAGUAUCCUGCAGCAGCAGCUAUAGCCGAGGAGGGACAGAGAGGGAUGGAGAAGAAAGCGCAGCGGCCAAGCGAGCGAGAGGAGGAGAAAGAGCUGAUGCAGGUGGAAGACGAGGUGGUGCCACCCAGCCCCUGCACACCCAUCGAGAAACCCAGCGUGCCUCUCAACAGCCUAAAGAUGAUGUUUGAGAAGGGAGAGGGCACCAAGGGAAAGGCUGCUGUCCCCACAUACUUUAAGAUGGCCACCAUUGUUCCUGUACCCAAGAAUGCAAAGGUGAGGACAGGACUACACAGCAGCUCCUCCGAGGACAUGGAGCAGAGACUAGGAGUGUUGUCCCCUGACAGAGUGGUUGAGACUACCUCCCUGAAGGAAAGAAUGGCCAAGUACCAGUCAGCCGCUACCAAAAAGGGCCCACUAGCACACACUACUAGUCAGUCAGAGCGAGAGUAUAACAGCCUGAAGGAGAAUGUGCCCCCUAGUGGUGUGGCUGUGAGCCAGGCUUUAGAGUCCUACAGCAGAAAAGUUGCUGUAGCAGAGACCAAUGGGGAUGGCAUGGACAUAUCUAGUUUUAAGGGUAGCACCUCAUCUUCAUCCUCAGUCCACAGUGACUUGCCCAAGGCAGCCUGGAAGUUCUGCCUUUCCGCGAGGGAGACGUGCAUUACGUGCCUAAAGACAGUGUACCCGCUGGAGAGGCUGGUGGCCAACACCCAGAUCUUCCACACCACCUGCUUCCGCUGUCUCCACUGCAACACCAAGCUCAGCCUGGGGAGCUAUGCCUCUCUACACGGUAAGGUCUACUGCAAGCCCCACUUCAGCCAGCUGUUCAAGGCCAAAGGCAACUACGACGAGGGCUUUGGCCACCGCCCCCACAAGGACCUGUGGACGCCCCGUGCCGAGGAAGAGGAGGAGGAGGAAGAAGGAGUAGACCGGGUAGUGGAGAUGAGGUCUACGGAGUGGGCAGAAAGAACUGUGGCGGUGUCCCAUCCAGCCGAGACACCACUCUCCCCAGCCAAGCAGUCCAGCCCCACGGUGGAGGAGUCUCCCCUGGCCAAGGUGACGGACCUGACUGCCUCUCAUGAGACAUACAGCCACAUUUCCUCCACUGAGAAACUCUCCACCGCCGAGAAAGUCCCAGAGGCCCGCAGGCUUAGGGUUGCCUGGCCCCCUCCUGCUGACAGUGAUGCUGGAGCCUCUUCUGCUCUGGAGGGUGGUGGUGUGGGCCGGCCCUGGAGGGCCAAGUGGCCCCCGGAGGGUGAGAUGUCAUCGUCCACCCUGAGCCCCGACAGGGCCGAGCUGAAGAGCCUCAGGAGGAGCUCGUCUCUGAAGGAGCGCAGUCGGCCCUUCUCGGUGGCCCCCAGCCUCACCAACACCAAUGCCCUGGGGCCACGGGAGCCCCGCCAGCCCCUCAAAUCCUUGAUGGACAGGAGGGGGUCGCUGGAGGACAGCUGCUCCACGCUUAAGGAACCAGAACCCCAACUCCAGAGGGGGAUUGAGGAGGAGAAAGAGGGGAGUAAGCCCACACCGCCCAGCGGCAGUGCGGUGAACGGAGAGAUCAACUGCGAGGAGGUGGAGAGUCUCCUGGCAACGCAGGACAAGAAAGAAGAGCCGAUGAAGAAAGGAAAAGAAGCAGCAAUGGAAGAUGAAGAGGAAAGAGCUUCUUUAAAAUGCAAAAGUACCUCUCCAGACAUCCUAGCAUCUCCGCCCCCGCAGCCCAAACAUAACCGCAGUUCCCAGGACGUAGGCUUCUGGGAGGGGGAGGAGGGAGGCGAAGGGGAGGUGGAGGAGGGAGGUGAAGGCGAAGGGGAGGGGGAGGAGGGAGGCGAAGGGGAGGGGGAACAGCUCACCAUAGAGGAGAUGAUCAAAAGGAACCGCUAUUAUGAGGAAGAGGAAGAGGAAGAUGACGUCUGAAUAGACACUCAGCUCUGAAUCAGACUGGAUUUAGACUGGACACACACCAUGGACACACCAACAUAUUAUGUCCCUAGUACUCCCUGUCCACUUUAUAAAACCCAGGGAGUUCUUAAGUGCAGGGACACAACAAUUGUGAUUUUUCUCUGUUUAGGUGUAAUUUGUGAUCAUUUUGAGUGUUUGUUUCAUUCACAGUAGAAAAGUUACACACUGCAUUGAACCAAAUAGCCUGAUUAUUUUAGUGAUUUCUGAGGGAGCCUGAUAGAAGGGACUGGUAGAUUGUAGACAGUUGGAUUAAAAACAUUUAGUACCGUUUUCCAUAUUUUGUAUUUUAACGCUGGAAAGGCUGGUCUGUGUCUUUUUUAAACUGGGAGUGAAUACAGUUAUGAUCUUUAUGAUACACAGCCCUGAUUGGCGGAUAGGAUCGUCUAGACCAGGGUUUCCUAAACUCGGUCCUGGGGCCUCCCCCUGGGUGCACGUUUUGGUUUUUGUCCUAGCGCUACACAGCUGAUUCAAAUAACCAACUCAUCAUCAAGCUUUGAUUAUUUGAAUCAGCUGUGUAGUGUUUGGGCAGAAAACAAAAUAUGCAACCAGGGUGGGCUCUAGUACUGAGUUUGGGAAAACCUGGCCUAGACCCUAGAGCAGGGGUAUUCAUCUCUUACCCUACGAGGUCCGGAGCUUGCUGGUUUUCUGUUCUAUCUGAUCAUUAAUUGUACCCGGUCCAAAUCUGUCCCUGAUUAGAUGGGAACAAUGAAAAACUCAGUGGAACUAGCUUGGCGGUCCAGAGAAGAGUUUGAGGGCUCUAGAGCCUACCCCUUCAGAGUAGGACAAUACAUAUUAUGCAAAUAAAAGAUGACUGGUCAUUGGUCAGAAUAAUCAGAUUGUGAUGUAAUGCUGUGGGCCAAAAACUACAUCCCCCUUUUUUCAAAAGCUGUUACACUAAAAGGGCAUUAUCAACAUUUUCACAAUUUCUGUGUUAUUUUGACCCCCGUAGUGUGGAAAUAUCAAUAAAAUAGGGAAACCACUUUUGACUGCACUGCCCCUUUAAGUGGGCUAGUACAAAGCACUGCCAGAUGGAUUCCAGGAUCAGAGCUGCUUUAAAUAAUCACAAGCAGUCGCUUCAUGGGUUUGAUAGUACUUGAUCUUGUAAUAUACCUUAAGAAUCAAAAAAGGCUUGUGACAGAAUGUGGUAAUUUGAUCCAGGAUGACUAAACCAACAAUGUACUAUCUGUGAUGUAUGUUUGGGCCCUUUCCCUUCCUGGGUGUAUAUUUGUAGUGCCUGUUUUAAAUUGUAUAAAAAGCAUCCUAUUUUAUAAUGAAUUUAGAAAACUGGAUAAAUACAGAUUAUUAUAUUUACCCUCAAUGUUUUAUACUUAAUUUUUUGGGGUCCUCCAUAAAGUAAUCUUGGAAUUGUACGUCUUGAGAUGUGUUUGAAAUAAAUAAUAAAUGGUCUAUCAUUGAUA
Molecule: messenger RNA, 3973 nt
Organism: Oncorhynchus keta (chum salmon)
Lineage: Eukaryota; Metazoa; Chordata; Actinopteri; Salmoniformes; Salmonidae
Product: LIM domain and actin-binding protein 1-like
Exons: 12
Coding region: 192-2510 (772 amino acids)
Biological process (GO): actin filament bundle assembly
Cellular component (GO): plasma membrane; actin cytoskeleton
Molecular function (GO): actin filament binding
Source: RefSeq, a predicted model, not a curated record